AUGGUGUCCAAGCCCGUGAUUGGUGUGAUCUUCUACUCGACCUACGGCCACGUCUCGGCUCUCGCCGAGCAGGUCAUCGCCGGUGUCGAGGCCGCUGGCGCCAUCGCCAAGCCCUUCCAGAUCGCCGAGACCCUCACUGAGGAGAUCCUCGCCAAGAUGCACGCCGGUGCCUCGCUCAAGCCCAAGUACCCCCUCAUCACCCCGGCUGCUCUCGCCGAGCUUGACGGCUUCCUCCUGGGCUCGCCUACCCGUUAUGGCCGCCUCCCCGCCCAGGUCUCGGCCUUCUUUGACCAGACCGGCGGCCUCUGGGCUUCCGGUGGCCUCGUCGGCAAGUUUGCCUCGACCUUCACCUCGACUGCCUCGCAGCACGGCGGCCAGGAGACCACCCACCUCACCACCAUCCCCUUCUUUGCCCACCACGGCAUCAUCUACGUCCCCAUCGGCUACACCCAGGCCUACCUCACCGACCUCGAGACCAUCCACGGUGGCUCGGCCUACGGCGCCUCGACCGUCGCUGCCGCCGACGGCUCGCGCCAGCCCCAGGCCGGCGAGCUUGCUCUUGCCAAGUACCAGGGCGAGUACUUCGCCAAGGUCGUUGCCCAGUCCGUCCGUGGCCGUCAGCUGAUCGCUGAAGACGCCGCCGGCACCACUGCAGCCGUCGCCGGCACCGCCGCCGCGGGAACUGCUGCCGCUGCUGCCGGCACCACUGCCGCCGCACGCAACGCGCCCGAGCCCGCCGUCUCGGGCGAGAAGGAGGGCUACAAGGUCGACCCGUCGCCCGGCCAGGCCGCCGACGCCGUGGGAGGUGCUGCUGCCCCCACUGACGCCCAGCCCGCCACGACCACGACCACGACCCCGGCCACCGCCACCGUGGCCGGCGCAGACAAGGCUGCCGCUGCGCACCCCACCGCCCCGCCCGCGCAGGCCAAGAAGGGCGGCCUGUUCUCGUGCUGCUCCGGCAACAACAUCGACUAA
Messenger RNA from Apiotrichum porosum, 975 nucleotides. RefSeq lists its product as uncharacterized. Bases 1 to 975 code for a protein of 324 amino acids. The record is from RefSeq and is a predicted model, not a curated record. Lineage: Eukaryota; Fungi; Basidiomycota; Tremellomycetes; Trichosporonales; Trichosporonaceae. The transcript has 4 exons. Gene Ontology annotation, molecular function: FMN binding; NAD(P)H dehydrogenase (quinone) activity.